This is a messenger RNA of Nanorana parkeri, 969 nucleotides long. RefSeq names its product protein CLEC16A-like. The record is from RefSeq and is a predicted model, not a curated record. The coding region runs from base 207 to 593 and encodes 128 amino acids. The transcript is spliced from 3 exons. NCBI's taxonomy places the organism in Eukaryota, Metazoa, Chordata, Amphibia, Anura, Dicroglossidae.
UUGCUGUAGCUCAGUGCAUAAACCAGCACAGUGUAUCACCAGCAUCUUCCCCAUCACCUCCUUCAAGCAGCAGCUCCAGCGGAAGCACUGGGCCUUGUGAUUCAAUCACCACCAGUCUCACAUCAACUCCUUCUACAGUCCAGAGCCCGUCAGGUCUGGCAGGAAAGGAAGAUGGCGAGUGUUUAGUCUAUCGGAGGCAGACAGUCAUGGAGGACACUGGGUUUAGACACUCGAGCAGCAGCUGCCUCAAUGAUUCUUCCAUUCUUGACCAACCUCCAGUGACAGUUUACAGUGAAAUGGAGACUACUGAAGAGACUCUGUCAUCUUCCACUCGAAUUAGGAAGAGUUCCUUACGAAAGCAAGACAGUGAGAUCACCAACCUGGCUCCUAGCCUGACUCCAGCACCCCAGCCAACAAUUUCCUUAAUAUCUGAUAACACUGAUGCUCUUAGUGCUGAAUCUCUUACUUUGGUUCCUCCUGUUGAUCCAGAGAGUAUUCACACUUUCAGUUGUAUUUUGGAAUCUGACAGUGACCUACGGAAAGGUGAAAAUGCUAAACACAGUGUCACAGUGGAGGAAGAUUAUAAACAGUGACAGUGCAAUACCAAUUCACAUCUGUUUUAUUAUGUAAUUUGAAAAUGCAUAUUGUCAGCAUCAUUGAAACUUUCAAGUAACCUGCGCUCACACAUAUGGUGUUUUCCCUUUUGGGCUGAGGAAUAUCGAAAUUACCUAGAUUCCUCCCAUUACUGUCACAUUAUCUCUAGAUAGUAAAUAUGCACAUCCAUGUUUAAGAGCUACUGGCCUGUUCCUGCAAAUGCUGCAUUCAGUCUUUUCAUGCUACUGUAUCAAUGGCAAAAUAUUUCCAGCAACUAAUAGUUGGAUAUUCUUACCCAUUGUAAAAACCAUUGUUAUUCAUCACUUUUUAAAGCUUAUAUUUUGAUAGUGAAUAAUUUUCCAUAGCUUACAUAUG